CGCCACUGAUCAUUCAAAUCACACCGCAAAGAUUAUCUAUAGCUCUCAACUUGUUAGGUGUGAAUUAUUUUUAUUUUUUCGUUCAUUAUCAGAAUCUGUUUUUAGAACCAGUAUUGACAUAUCGAUAGCGACAAUCAGUCCUUUGUGUUCAACCGCAAAGAUGCACCAAUUGACUGCAGUAAUUGAUGUUUCAAAAGAAAAUACAGUGGUAGAGUGUAGACACAGCUGCUGGACCCUAUAAUUCGAUGUUAUUUCCAGACAAUUCCUUAUCAAGUACCUGAAAAAAAAAAACGACAGAUAUGAUGCAACCCAGUACUUCGAGGGAGUCCUGGGACUUUCCAUGGCAAAACAAAAUGAGGAAAAAAAUACCCAAGGUGAUCUCCCCGAAAGAAAAAGGCAGACACGCCGGAGAAGUCUGUUUUCUGAUGUGUUUUCUACGUCUUCUUAUGUUAACCUCUAGUCUAAUCUUAAUUGGUAUCUCAGUGUGGUCUAUAGUAAUAAAAACAAAACAUUAUCGAUACUUAUUUGAUAUAAGAGUCGAUAUACCUUAUUUUAGUCUACCGGCAGGUAUUUUGCUUCUGCCAGGAUUCUGGCUAGCCUCUUAUAUACAUAGUAAUAGAAAAAGAAGACUCUAUAUACUUUUGUUAUUAGGUAUAAUAAUUUUAACCAGUAUAUUGGUGAUAGUCGGGUCAACCAUAGGGUUCUUAUACAGCAUCGAGGAUGCUAAUGGAGAAACUCAUGUAACUAAUUCUUUCGAUCUUCCCGAUUUGAACAAAUCAGUGAGCCAUUCAUUUCAACAAUUCAACAGCAGUAAAAACCAUCAGAAGACAUGGAAUAACAUGCAACAACGUCUCGAGUGCUGUGGAAUUUCAAACUACAAUGAUUGGUCUUCUAUAGGGUUAGAUAUUCCAAGUUCUUGCUGUGAUAAUCUCAAUUGUACAUCAAAAGCAUACUACACGAGUUCCUGUUUGGAUUUAGUUAGUCGGGAUCUUUGGUGGCAAGAGAAUAUCCUUAAGUCUCAAUGCUAUAUUAUGGCAGUUAUAGAGCUUGGAAAAGGGGUACUAAUCCUAGGAGUUUAUUUGGCUGACAAAUUAUCAACGCCACGCUGAGGCUUAUAUAUAAAUAUUAAUUUUGUAAUAAUAUAACGGUCAAGUUUAAGGGACCGUGUGCCAUUGUGAUUUUUUUAAAUAUAGUAAAAAAUAUUUUUUAUAUAAAAUAAAAUUUUAUUAUUAAAGUUUUUUUAUAA
Diabrotica balteata is the source of this 1246-nucleotide messenger RNA. The record is from the annotation of a GenBank genome assembly. Lineage: Eukaryota; Metazoa; Arthropoda; Insecta; Coleoptera; Chrysomelidae.